GCAGGUGGCUGCAAGGCACGAACCGGUCGAACCGGUCGAACUGGCCUUGCAACUAUGCAACUGUUUUCGCUUCUGCUUCUGGCCCUCUUUUCUGGGCUGGUUGUCAGCCAGACAUGCAGUCCCACGAGCAACUGCAAAGAAGGAUGCUGCAACAAGUUUGGAAACUGUGGCUUCGGACCGGACUUCUGUGGCGCAAACUGCAUCUCAGACUGUGGCCGCAAAUCCGAGUGCAAUCCGGGGUAUGGGUCUGAGUGGCCAAAGCGAGACAAGUGCCCUCUGAAUGUCUGCUGCUCCAAGCAUGGAUACUGCGGUACCACCAAGGACUUCUGCGACGACAAGAAGGUUGAGCACAAGACAUGCUCCAAGGACAGCGGAAACCCGCGCAUCGUCGGCUACUUUGAAGGAUGGGCUUCGAACCGGCCAUGCAACGUUUUCUGGCCUGAGCAGAUCCCCAUCGGGCUGUAUACGCAAAUCAACUUUGCUUUCGCCACGAUCGACCCUGUCUCGUUCAAGGUCAUGCCGGCGACGCAGGCGGACGUCAACCUCUACAGGCGAUUGAUGCUGAUCAAAAAGCAGGAUCCUGACCUCAGGAUCUUCAUCGCCAUUGGUGGUUGGACGUUUAACGACCCAGGCCCAACGGCGACGACCUUUUCCGACAUUGCCGCUUCGGUGCCUCGACAGACGGUUUUUAUCGAAUCCCUCAUAUCUUUCAUGUCUACCUACGGCUUUGACGGCGUCGACCUGGACUGGGAGUAUCCUGCUGCGGAUGAUAGAUCCGGCAGAGAGGUGGACUUUGACAAUUUCCCCAAGUUCAUGGCUCGCCUAAGGGAUUCGCUGCGGGCGAGCAACAAGGGCAUCUCGAUCACGAUCCCGGCAUCCUACUGGUAUCUGCAGCACUUUGAUCUCAAAGCAUUGUCAAAAUCUGUCGACUGGUUCAAUGUUAUGUCCUACGACUUGCACGGUACAUGGGACAAAGGCAACGAAUGGACAGGCGCCUUCCUCAACACCCACACCAACCUGACAGAAAUCGACCAAGCCCUGGAUCUGAUCUGGCGAAACGACAUUGAUCCUGGCACCGUUGUUCUUGGCCUUGGCUUUUAUGGCCGCGCCUUCACCGUGACCAGCCCAUCCUGUAUCGAGCCGGGCUGCACGUUCGAAUCGGGGGCUGAAAUGGGGGAGUGCAGCAGGGAAGUUGGCAUCCUGCUCAACUCCGAGAUCGACGACCUGGUUGAAAAGAACGGAGUCAAGCCCAAACUGUACGAAAAAGAGGCAUCCAAAGUGGCUUCCUGGGGCAAUCAGUGGGUGUCGUACGACGACGAGGAAACCUUCAAGCUCAAAUCCGAGUACGCGCAAUCCAUGUGCCUCGGCGGGCUGAUGGUUUGGGCCAUCAGCCACGACACCAAGGACGCCAAGUACAGCAAGGCCCUGGCCAAGGUCGCCAACCGCAAAAUCACGGCGGUGCUGUCCGUGACCGACGGCUCAGAUGACACGUACCAGCCGACCAAGAAACCGAUACAGCAAUGCAAAUGGACCAACUGCGGCGAAGGCUGCCCGAACGGCUGGAUCCACAUGAAGCGCGAGGACCCCGGGGCCAGGACCGACGAGUACAUGCUCGACGGAGGCGGUUGCGGGGGUAUCGGCUCGCACGCCUUCUGCUGCCCGUCGGACCAGAAGCUGCCAAAGUGCGGGUGGUACAGCCACAACAACGGCCGCUGCAGCCCCGAGUGCCCAGAGGACUACGGCGUCGUAGGCGGCAACAGCCAGUACUGCAACAACGGGCUGUGGCAGCACGCGUGCUGCUCGCGGGACACAAAGAGCCUCCAGCUCUACAUGAACUGCCACAUCGGGUGCGACGCGGGGAACACUUGCCCGAUGGAGUGGGCCAAGACCAAGUGGUCGGACCAGAACACGCUCCUAGUGUCGUCCGGGACCGGCAUGGGCGGCGCAAACUGCUUCAGCCAAAAAAAGACGAACCUGUGCUGCAACGCUAACAACCAGAAGGCCACCUUUUCCGACUGCAAGUGGUACGACUACGGCCUGGGCCCCAGCGACGAGGGCUUCUGCCGCAACAACUGCCCCAGCGACCGCGUCAGGGUCGCCCUCGACUCCAAGGCCGAGGGCUGCAAGGGCGGUGGCAAGGCCAACUGCUGCGUCCCGGUCUACUACGACACGAUCGAGAAGAGGAACGACAGGCUGGACGCCUAUGAGAACGCGCUGAAGAAGUGGCUCGAGGACCCGUACUGCAGCAACCCGGGGUCGAUCCUUAACGGGCGAACCGCCGCGGUGCCAGCCCCAGAACCGCCGCUGCUCCUGGGAGACGGCGGCGCCCAGAACCCAAGCGCCCUGGUGAAGCGCGCCACCAACCCCGGCCAGUCGGCGACCGAGGAUCUCUGCUUGAACAUCCUGACGGCAAGGGUGGUGUCGGAAAUGGUCAAGGUCAUGGGCGAGCUGUGGGACGAGCACAUCGGCGGCAAGUGGUCGAACCUCAAGGUGGAAAAGCUGAAGCCCUUUGCCAAGAACACCCACGAGUGGGAGAAGGACAGCCCGAUCCAGUUCUGCCACGACCUGGUCUGCAGCCCCUACACCUGGGCGGGCCGAGUCGGCGGGAGCAAGGAGGUCGACUGCAUCAACGGCUUCUGCCGCACCGACGGCGACUGCAGCGGCACCAUCCUCAGCCGGCGCUCGUUGACGCCGUCGCAGCAGCUCAUGGCGGUCAGCAGGGCGCCUAGGGACGUCCACUGGGUCGAGCAGUGGUCCAGCGCGAGAGACUUCACGGCCCACCUCGUGGACGCGCAGGGUCAGACGUUUGACCUUACAAUUACUUUGCCAACAUACGAUUCUCCAUCGCAAUGGCCCUUAAACCAUCCAAUCUUUGACGAACUCAUUGACUACGCCAGCUUCGACGACUGCGGGAACCUCCAGCUGGGCCUCGAAAGAACGCCCAACGGACGGUACUACCAGAUCGAGCACCCAUUCGACGGCAACGUCGUGGCUAGAUUUCUGGAGAACGCAGCAGCUGGGACAUUGAGGAGUGGCGCAGUGGCCAGGACUGGCGCGGUCAGCAUGAGUUUCUUCCGCGUCGCAAGCGUCAUGCCGUUCUCGGGAACGCCGCCUCCCCUUCCUGGGGGAAACAAUUAUGUGCUGCUGUUCGACCGGGUCAUGGAAUGCUUGGGCAGCAGGCAGAACACCGCACCUUUCAGCGGCGUCCACGAGGACAUUAACGCCGCCAAGGGCAGGCUGGCAAUGGGCAAAGAUGUCUUGGAUCGAAGACGGUGGACUGCCAUGUGUUCGGACCAAACCGCAGCCGACAAAGUGCUCAGCAAGCUGCGGGCAGCCAUCUCGACCAUCAACUACCUGAAUAUGCAGAGUCACCCGGACCCCGACGGCCGCCUGACGACGGUGGUUAACAACGUCGGCAGGCAGCUCGCGCACGCGCAGACGGAGUGGAACCGGAACAACCCGGCCGGCCAGGUCCAGAUUGUCAAGUACUGGCGGGAGUGGGUCAGAGACUACUACCCGUGGCUGACGAGGUACACAAGGACCUUCUGCAGUGAUCUCAUUGCGGAAAUGAAGAAGUACUGGGGCGUGUCGACGGGCGACAAGGCAAUGCAGGUGCUCGAAGCCUUGUCCAAAAUGUCAGACGAAAUCGAGCGAAUAAGUAUCAGAACGGCGGGGUUCGACUGA
Molecule: messenger RNA, 3684 nt
Organism: Gaeumannomyces tritici R3-111a-1
Lineage: Eukaryota; Fungi; Ascomycota; Sordariomycetes; Magnaporthales; Magnaporthaceae
Exons: 9
Coding region: 55-3684 (1209 amino acids)
Biological process (GO): carbohydrate metabolic process
Molecular function (GO): hydrolase activity, hydrolyzing O-glycosyl compounds; chitin binding
Source: RefSeq, a predicted model, not a curated record